AUGCCGCUCAUCAUCCUCUCCGGCCUGCCGACGUCCGGCAAGUCGACGCGCGCCAAGCAGCUCUACGACUAUCUUGCCGAGCGCAUUGAGGCCGAGGCGGCCAAGGCUGCGGAAGGCGGCACGCCGACCACCGCCGCCACACCAAAGCCAACGUACCGCUUGCACCUCAUCUCCGACGACGCCCUCUCCAUCUCGCGCGCCGUCUAUGACCUGUCCACUCUGCCUGCCCAUACCCGGUCGGCCAACGCCUCGGAAAAGGAUGCCCGCGCUGCCAUUUACGGCGCCGUCAAGCGCGUCCUGUCGCCGCGCGACAUUGUCGUCCUCGACGGCCUCAACUACAUCAAGGGCUGGCGCUACCAGCUGGCCUGCGAGGCCAAGAACGUGUCGACGACGAGCGCGGUUCUGCAGAUUGGCUGCAGUGUGGACAGGGCGCGGGAGAUUAAUGCGGAGCGGCUGCAGUCCGCCGGUACCGGCACCGAACCGUAUUCGGUCCCCAACUGGGACAACCUCGUCUUCCGCUACGAAGAGCCCAACCCCAUGACGCGCUGGGACAGCCCGCUCUUUGCGCUGACGUGGGACGACGACGCCGCCGCGACGCGCGCCGUGUUCGACAAGCUGUGGGACGCUGUGGCCGGCGCGGGCCGCAAAGAGGUGCAGCCGAACAAGGUGACGGUGCAGCGGGGCAACGACGGCGGCGGCGACUUCUUGUACGUGCUGGACCGGGCGACGCAAGACGUGGUCAAGCGCAUUCUGGAGACGCAGAAGGAGCCGGCGGGUGGCAACGGGGAGGUCAGAAUACCGAGCGGCGACUCGCAGAAGAAAGGUGACGACCUCGUGGUCGAGCUGCCCGGCAAGGCGGUCGGCCUUGCUCAGCUGCAGCGGCUGCGGCGGGCGUACAUGGGCCUCAACCGGGGUGGCAUUGGGCUGGAAGGUGUUGGUGGGCAGAUGACGGCGGCUCGCAUACGGGAGAGCUUCGUGGGCUACUUGAAUGACGCGUUUGAAAAGGAGGGUUGA
Molecule: messenger RNA, 1014 nt
Organism: Sporothrix schenckii 1099-18
Lineage: Eukaryota; Fungi; Ascomycota; Sordariomycetes; Ophiostomatales; Ophiostomataceae
Product: protein KTI12
Exons: 2
Coding region: 1-1014 (337 amino acids)
Source: RefSeq, a predicted model, not a curated record